Molecule: messenger RNA, 801 nt
Organism: Venustampulla echinocandica
Lineage: Eukaryota; Fungi; Ascomycota; Leotiomycetes; Helotiales; Pleuroascaceae
Exons: 3
Coding region: 1-801 (266 amino acids)
Molecular function (GO): RNA binding
Source: RefSeq, a predicted model, not a curated record
AUGUCUGCAAGCACAGUUCAAGUCUCGAACAUCAGUUCGCAGACCAGCGAAAAGGAGGUCAAGGAUUUCUUCUCUUUCUGCGGUAAGAUCACUAGCAUUGAGAUCACGCCGACUGGCGACACAAAGAAGGCAACCGUCACCUUCGAGAAAGAUACUGCAGCGAAGACUGCCCUACUUCUUGAUAAUACCGCCCUUGGCGCAACUCAGGUUCAUGUUUCUAGUGCCUCCGGCUCAAGUGCGGACGAGGGAAGUCACUACACUUCGAAUGAGCACCGUGACAGCGACGAGAUCACCCAGGAAGAGAAGCCUCGAAGCCGUAUUGUCGCCGAGUACCUCGCACACGGCUAUACAAUCGGUGACCAAGCCGUUCAAAAAGCGAUUGACCUCGACCAGAAGCAUGGCGUCUCCCACCGCUUCUUGUCCACCCUGCAAAAUCUGGACUCAAAAUAUCACGCCACCGACAAGGCUAAGUCGGUUGAUCAAUCGUACGGCGUUACACAAAAGACGAACUCGCUCCUCUCUGGUCUGACCUCGUACUACGAGAAGGCUGUCGGCACCCCAACUGGCAAGAAGCUUGCAGGCUUCUACACCCAGACCUCUCGCCAAGUCCAGGAUAUUCAUAACGAAGCUCGGCGUCUGGCAGAUCUCAAGAAGGAGGAGGCGGGCGCGAAAGGCUCGGGCACUGAAAAGCAAACUUCGUUCGCUACCCCUUCUGCACCUGAAGCUGCCUCUACUGCCACUGGCGUCGUUGAUUCUACAAAAGUCGCUCCUUUGGAACCCGAAAAGGGAACUUAUGCUUAG